AUGCCUUCCUUCAAGUCUCUCUUCACGAGUGCGCUGCUCUUGGCCCUCCCCUUGGCCAAUGCCCUGCCAAAGAAGACCAGCGACGUCUCCUUCUCCACCAACGAUGUCAUCAACAGCGCCGUUGACAAGGUCACCGACGUUGUGAGCAGCGGCAGCUCCAGCAUCUCCAGCUUCGUCUCCAACUGGGGUGCUGAGAACACCAUUGCCAACCGCUACAUUGUCAUGUACAACGCCACCUUUAGCGAUGAGGCUAUCAGCGCCAAGCAGGCCUACUUCCUUGGCCAGAUCCAGAAGCGCAACCUGAACAAGCGAAGCAUGGCCGGUCACAUGCUGUCGACCGACAUCCGAUCGUUCAAGAUCAAUGGCCGCCGUGGAAUGACCAUCGAUGCCGACGACGACAUGAUCAAGGAGAUUUCCAGCUCCGAUGAGGUUCGCCUUGUCGAGCUCGACGCCAAGGUCAAGUCCAACACCAUUCUCGGUCAGGUCAACGCUCCCGCCGGCCUUUCCCGCCUGUCUCACUCCACUGCUGGCCAGAAGGGUUACAUCUUUGAUGCCACUGCUGGAGAGGGUGUCACUGUCUACAUCCUGGACACUGGUGUCCGAACCAGCCACUCUGAAUUCGGUGGCCGCGCCACCUGGGGAGCCAGCUUCGUCACCGGCGAGCAGGACACUGACCUGAACGGCCACGGCACUCACGUUGCUGCUACCGUCGCCGGUACCACCUACGGUGUCGCCAAGAGCGCCAAGAUCGUCGCCGUCAAGGUCCUCAACGCCAACGGAGAGGGCAACAACUCCGACGUCAUCGAGGGCAUGCAAUGGAUCGUUAACGAGGCUGGAAACUCGAAGGGCAAAUCUGUUAUGAACAUGUCGCUCGGUGGCUCCUACUCCGAUGCCGUCAACUUGGCCAUCGAAAGUCUGAACAGUGCUGGCAUUGUCCCCGUUGUGGCUGCUGGAAACGAGAGCAAAGAUGCUGCCAACACAUCUCCCGGCUCUGCCCCCAACGCCAUCACCGUCGGCGCCAUUGACGCCUCCGACGACACCAUGGCCUCCUUCUCCAACUACGGCUCCGUCGUCGACGUCUUCGCCCCCGGUGUCUCCAUCCUCAGUGCCGGCAUCACCUCCGACACCGCCACUGCCACCAUGAGCGGAACCAGCAUGGCCUCCCCCCACGUCGCCGGCCUCGCCGCCUACCUCAUGGGCCUCGAGGGUCUCACGACCGUCGCCGCAGUCACCGACCGAAUCAAGGCCCUCGCCACCGGCUCCGGCUCCGCGGUCAGGAACGGCCACACCGGCACGACCACCCUGAUUGCGUUCAACGGCAACACCCUCACCCUGCCCUCGUCCUAA
Clonostachys rhizophaga is the source of this 1347-nucleotide messenger RNA. Lineage: Eukaryota; Fungi; Ascomycota; Sordariomycetes; Hypocreales; Bionectriaceae. The record is from the annotation of a GenBank genome assembly.